CUUACAGCUAGACGGACAGUUGAAAGCUUCGGGCGUAGAUAAAUUGUUGACGUUUUGUUUUGAUCGCUUUCGUCUGGAUCUUUGGACAUUACGCCGAAAUUAUCCGCUGAUUUAAAAGCCCGCCUUUCGACUCUUAUCAUCACGCCUCAGUGCGGGGAUCCAGCAAAGAUGAAAUGGAUGUUUAAAGAGGACCAUUCCCUCGAGCACCGAUGUGUGGAGUCAGCCAAAAUAUGCAACAAAUAUCCGGACAGAGUACCGGUGAUAGUGGAGAAGGUGUCUGGCUCUCAGAUAGUGGACAUUGAUAAGAGGAAGUACCUGGUGCCCUCUGACAUCACAGUGGCGCAGUUCAUGUGGAUCAUCAGGAAACGUAUCCAGCUGCCUUCAGAGAAAGCCAUCUUCCUCUUUGUUGACAAAACUGUCCCCCAAUCCAGUCUGACUAUGGGCCAGCUGUAUGACAAGGAGAAGGACGAGGACGGCUUUCUGUACGUGGCCUACAGUGGAGAGAACACCUUUGGCUACAAGGCCUUUUAUACAACACGGGGUUAAAGCUUCACUGAAUACCAGUCUCUCUCUCUCUCACACACACACACACACACACACACACACACACACACACACACACACACACACACACACACACACAGUAGGGCCAGACAUACUGAUGCACAAUGUUUCAAACAUAAGCCUUUUCAUGUAUUACAUAAGUAAUGCACCUUCACACUUGGCAAAGUUAUUUAUGGUCAAUUUUUGAUACUAGAAAAUACACAUUUUAUGGUGAAAAUUAAACACCGAAAUGCUACAAUAAACAAACAAGUAACUAACUUGUUCUCAUUUUUUUUGACAGGCUCAGAUGAUCAUCAGUGUCAAAAAUGAUUGACAUUAAUGGUUGGUCUUUUGCCCUGAUCACUGUUUAAAGGACAGUUGUGGAGAUAAAUAUCUUUAACACUGCCGUAAAAAAAGAAAGAAAGUAAAAACAAUGCACCUUGUAGGCACGUCAGAUAUCUUUAACUUUCCAGUCCAGCUUUGUUGUUACAGAUAUUUGUGUUCAGCUGAGGUGAGAAAGAAACACUAGAAUCAUUAACCACAUUAUGGAUGUACUUGUAAGACUGAUCGUAUCAUGUAUAAAAACUUCAGUAUAUAACUUGAAUGCCACAGCGCUACGAUAGGCUAAGAGACCAACUAUAAGCAUGCAAAAGAAGGCAGCUGAUGCUUUUGAGACGGUGAAUGAAGGCGGAUGACUUUACUCUGCUAGAAGGGAGUGUAAAGUGUAUCCAGCUCAGGGCCAGGGACCAACAGCAGCCCCUGGCUCUUAUGUGGCUCUUGUGUAUUUACACAUUAUGUCGGAUGUCAGCACCAACAGAGAUUCAGACUCAUGAUGCCAACAGCAAGCCAUGAACCUCAUGACCUGCUGAAGAAAUCAACACUUUACUUGAAGAAUUGUGAUUUUUGUAUGUUCUCAUCACAGAGCAACUAUCUGAAAAUGAUAACAACUUAAAAGGAAAACUUACUACGUUCCUCUUCUUAUAUUCUGCACUUUACCUGUUCUGCCUCAUCCUGCAUAGUCUAGCUCUACAUCAGUUAGAGAUGUCCUACACUCCUUGGACAACCUUUAGACAUUUUGACAAACACAGCUGUAACUAAUAAUAAUAAUGGCAGUAUUUAGGUGUCUAGGUAUUUAGGUAUUUAGGCUCAGCACCAAACAGCAGACAGACAGUUCGCGUUUAGCUGGUGAACAUAGUGGAGCAUUUAGCAGCUAGAGCCAGAUCUUUUUCUCAGUAGUUGGUGGAGACCAAAACAGAGCUAAGUAUUGAGUGAAAGUGAGUAUUGGACUUCAGUUCAUCAGGUGGACACCAACACGACUUCAAAUGAAUGCUAAUGUUGCUCUAUUAGUAAAUAGACAACUUAGAGCUAACAUGCUAGCCCAAACCACUUAUAAGUUGUAUUAAAUUCUGGUUUCAGCCCCACCCAGCUUUUAAGACACUGGUCCUUUUAAUCUCCAAACCUAUUUUGUUUGUUUAGUAUAGCUUUCAUUUUCUGAUUAGUUAGUAAAGGCUUGGGCUACACCCUAACUAUCAUCAAGUGGGUGGCUAACAAGCUAAAAGAAAGACAUUUGUCGGGUUUUUUUUAAGGCAUUCUGGAAAAUGUAAGAAAUCACAUCUUACAGCAAAAGUAGAGGACGCAGGCCGUACAGGAAGUCAGUAUGUAGCAGUGGAACAACUGUUUACACCCUAAACUGCUGCAUGGCCUUCAGCUACUGUUCCACACAACAGGUAGGCUACAUGAUGACUUCAGAAAAUCUUUUAUGACAUGUAUUAUAUGUCCUUUUGUUCCUGGAAUGAGAUUGAGUUGCUAAGUAUUUGACCGUGUCCCAGCCCAUUAUAUCUUUUAUGUUAAUGAUUAAAAUACACAUGGCUCUAAGUGGAAAUGUUGAUUAAUAAAUCAGUAUUUUUAGUGAGCAGAGUGCUUUCACACUCGGUAAUGAUUAAAUAUACAUAUUUAAUGAACCCUGUGUUCAUAAAGACCAUGUUUAUAAUAUACAGCAGUGUAAUUCACAUUUCAAGUACUUUAAGUAAAGUGUUACUCAGGUCUUUGGCUGCACGAGAGUCGGAAUGAUAAAAUCAGAACCAGUAGUGAGUUUUCUUCUCCUCACUCAGAUGACUGACAUUUUGGCUGCAUCUGUAGUUUUUGGUGAAUCAAAGUAAGUCAUCUGUCGGAUUUCAACCCUUUACUUGACCCAUUAAAGUAUUCAUAUUUGUGUACCAUACGCUGAUUCAGGCUUUUAAACAUGAUAUGAAGAUGUGUAAUAUAUUGAAGGAAUGCUAUAAUAUUCAGUAUUGUUUUAUUUCAUCAGUGUUGUAUGUUGUUUAAUAUAUCUUAAAGACAUAAAGGAAUUUUAGAUAUUUGAUGGUAAGGUAGCUGGAAGACCUGACCAAUAAAAAUGAAUAAUAAACAAACCGUAA
Molecule: messenger RNA, 2960 nt
Organism: Cottoperca gobio
Lineage: Eukaryota; Metazoa; Chordata; Actinopteri; Perciformes; Bovichtidae
Gene: gabarapl2
Product: GABA(A) receptor-associated protein like 2
Exons: 4
Coding region: 169-546 (125 amino acids)
Source: RefSeq, a predicted model, not a curated record